Molecule: messenger RNA, 873 nt
Organism: Parnassius apollo (apollo)
Lineage: Eukaryota; Metazoa; Arthropoda; Insecta; Lepidoptera; Papilionidae
Source: the annotation of a GenBank genome assembly
AUGCCCAUUAUACAAUCCUGUUGUUGCUGGAGAAGCCUUCGUCGCGGUUGCUACGCAUCGGCGUUCUAUACAAUGGCCUACUUCUCCGUAACCAUCGUAACUAUGGGACAUUUCAUAGAAGUCGAACAACGUUACCUUAGUGGCGAAAUGAAAGAACCAGAAUCAGAAAGUUUUUUGGAACCUGAAAAAAUUACUCCAGUCACCGUUUCUCUGAACAUCACUCUGUUGGCAUGUAGUACUUUGGGACUCAUUGCUUGUGUUGUUAUGAUUUUAGGUGUCUACAAGGAUAUGAAAUUUAUGUUGCUGCCAUGGAUCGUCGCAAUGGGACUUGAAACUCUCGUAGAAGUUAUCAAUCUCAUCUAUCUAUUUUAUUUGCAGACUCUCAACUUUAACCCGAUAACCUCGUUCCUGUUUACUUUGGAUUUCUUCAUCAUCGCGCUUAACGUUUAUGCCAUGAUUUGCGUAAUAUCACAGUUUCAAGAGUAUUUGGAAGUUGGGUGGGCAUCUUACUCAGCGAUCCUCCAAUACGGAGUCGCGAGUAACGGUCUCGCCGCAGUGCAAUACACUGCCACUGCCCAACAUACCAUCACCACCAGCUCCGCCCCGAGUGGUCGCCGUCGAUCCGCCGGAAAGCCUAUGCCGAGUCGUUGUGAUCCCGAGGAAUUCUCGGAGGCCCCGACAAAGGCUAUUACUUCCGUACUUUCGAAACCUUCUCGGUCAGCAGUAAAAAAACACGUACAGUUUCCGGAUGAACAGAGUUGCAUCGAAGAGGCCACUGAAUCUCCAGUGAACACAGAGGAAAAACCCGAAGCCCGCGUAAUCAGUUCGUUGUGGAUGGAGUUGGAGUCUGAAGCACCGGUGCCGGAGCGCUGA